AUGCCUAAUCUCACUCAUGGCGUCUCCAACAUCGGGCUUCAUGCAAGCAACAAUCCCGGCAACAGCCUAUCCAGCAGCAAUCAAGUUCAUGCUAUCAGCGGAUUGUCCUCGCAAGUGAACCAAAUGACUGUCCUCCUCGGAAAGAUCAAAGAUAUGGUAGACCCAAAAAUGGGCAUCAAGCUCGACGAAUUGCACAACUUCGUAAGCGCAACUCAGCACAAAGCCAUUGAACACGAUGAAAAGUUUGACCAACUUCAUGCGAAGAUGAACGCACUCGAUGCGAAGCUAAGUUUCCUUGAUAGAUCAUGGAAGAAGAGACUAGACACCAUUGACGUUAAGUUGAACUCCCUUAACACGCAGGUGAGCAAGCUUGAGACAGACGCCGCAGAGACCAAAUACGGGAUCCUAGCAAUGCAAGCUAUAGUCCAGAAUGGCACUAUUCGCGACAUGGACUGCUUCAUCAAACAAAUCCCUAUCCAACAAUUCGGCACCGUCAAUGGUCAGAAGACUUCGCGCUGGUACAUCCCGCGCAACUUCCCAAACAACAUGUGGGCCGCCUAUCGCCUCUACCGGGAAGCUCAAGGUGUUUUCGAGGGUCGUAGAUGGGAGGGCGCGAGCCCUGGGAAAACUAUGCUAAACCUCAUUGAAGAAGACCAGGCGAGACAGAAGGCACUCCAGACCAUUACGGAGCUCGUGAAUCUCUACAAUGUCCCUAGUCAGACCAUCCACGACAGUGACUCGGAGUCGACCGUUAUGGAGAUGAACGACAGGACCUUGAAGGUCUUCAUGAAGCGACUCAUGACAGCGUGGGGGGUCAAUUGGCUCAGAGCGCUUCGAUCGGAAGGCUUGCAGUGA
This is a messenger RNA of Bacidia gigantensis, 855 nucleotides long. RefSeq lists its product as uncharacterized. The transcript is spliced from 2 exons. The coding region runs from base 1 to 855 and encodes 284 amino acids. NCBI's taxonomy places the organism in Eukaryota, Fungi, Ascomycota, Lecanoromycetes, Lecanorales, Ramalinaceae. The record is from RefSeq and is a predicted model, not a curated record.